Molecule: messenger RNA, 1620 nt
Organism: Tachyglossus aculeatus (Australian echidna)
Lineage: Eukaryota; Metazoa; Chordata; Mammalia; Monotremata; Tachyglossidae
Gene: MTERF4
Product: mitochondrial transcription termination factor 4
Exons: 4
Coding region: 22-1077 (351 amino acids)
Biological process (GO): regulation of DNA-templated transcription; mitochondrial ribosome assembly
Cellular component (GO): mitochondrion
Molecular function (GO): double-stranded DNA binding
Source: RefSeq, a predicted model, not a curated record
CGCCGUGGAGUCGGCGUCCCCAUGGCGGGCCUGUGCAGCCAGAUCCUGCGUUGGCAAGGCCUGGUUCAUCCAGCCUACCUCCGUGUUGCUAAGGCCUUUCACCUGCAUAUUAGGCAGAAAAUGAUAACUUCUACUUCUUUAUUACAUAAUGGCCACAGUUUAGCCACAGCUUCAUCCACAGGGACGAGUGACGGUUUAUCCUUGAUUAAUUUCAACCAGAAUAAGGAACCGGAAUCAAACGAGGACAUGCUGCAGGACUUUCUUGCCAGUUUGCAAAACCAAAAUGAUGAAAGAACCGCGGAGCUGGAGAGGGCGAUUAAGUCAUUCUUCGACAUGGGAUUCAAUAACACGCAGAUAAUGGAGCUGUUCAGUUUUAAACCGAAGCUCAAAGCUCAGCAGAGGUUGGAGAUAAUUUCAGAAUUAGUGCUCUUCGGUUUGGACCCUGGUCCUGUGUGUAAAAUCUUGAAGAACAGCCCCGGAAUACUGGGCAUGACAGUAAAGCAACUGAAGAAUCAGGCAGGUUACCUACGAAGGCUUGGACUUGAAGCAGGACAUCUGCGGCAUGUGGUUAACUGCUGCCCUGAUAUCUUUGUCCUGAAACAGCAGCAAAUCGAAGCCAUCGUUUGUGUUUUGAAGAAAAAGUGUCUUUUUACAGUUGAGCAAGUGACAGAAAUUUUGCACACCUGUCCCAGAGUUCUACACGAAGACCCCAACAAUCUGGAGUACAAAUUCCAGUACGCCUAUUUCAGGAUGGGAAUUCAGCAGCCUGAUAUUGUGAGGACCAAAUUAUUGCAGUACCCAAUAACCAAGAUCAAGCAGAGGCAUAUCUUCUUAGAGCGACUGGGUCUUUACCAAACUCCCGAUAAGAAAAGGCAGACCCAGAUCUGUAACCCUAAGGUGAUGGCAAUCUUGAAGGUCUCAGAAGCCGAGUUCCUGACAAAGACAGCUCGUUCCUCCUCUGAGGAGUUUGAAAUCUUUAAGAAGCUCCUGGCCCGGGAGGAGGAAGAGGAGUGUGAGGAUUCAGCAUCUGAAGAGGAAGAUUCAGAUUUGGAAGAUGAAGAAGAAUCUUUUGACUGAAUAGACUUGGAAAACUGAAGGUGGGAAAGCUGGGGAAGAGUGUUCAAACUUUAUGGUUGUGAGCAGGGAGUGUGUCUACCGACUCUGUUCUCAAGUGCUUAGUUUAGUGCUCUGUAAACACUAGGCACUCAAUAAAUGCCAGUGAUGAUGAUGAUUGAAAACUUGUGGAAGUCCGUCAAUGAGAUCUUAAAACUUUUAAUUUUUAUAUGAAGCUACUCCCUGGAACAAUCAGGAAGAUACCAAAUUGAGCGAAGAACACUAAAUGGGACAUUAGAGUUAGUCUAGUCUUUUUAUUCAAUCAAUAUUUAGAACAAAUUCAUAGCCAGGAAUGGACACGACCAGGAGUGGGACUAAUUUUUCAGAUUCAGAUAUUAAUUUCCUACAUUAGUCGGUCAAAAACACUCCACAACUUUAUUUCCUUUUUUAACCCUUUUAAUUGUGAUGAUAUGCUAAUGUUGUUACAUUAAUGCUACAGAGAAGAGCUGUGGUUCUUAUUGGAAAUAAAUAAAUUUGCUAUAAUUUGGUUAUCUUUUGGCAAAGGAA